UUCAUACAAAUAAUAUCUACGUUACAGUUGGUAUGAAAAGUUACAGUUAGUCUGCGAUAUUCCUGAAAAAUAUAUUAAGAAUAUGUUAUCAAUUCACGUUGCGAAGAUAACAAUUUUGGCAAUAUUUCUCUAUUUGGGAAGUUUCUCUGUUAAUUGUGAUAAGAAAGUACGUUCACCCCCACCGGAGAUCAAUCCAGACGAUUUGAAGUACAAUGGGGAGCCGAUACAAUUUGCAUGCGUUUAUGAUAAAAGACAGGAAGAAUUUCAUGGAGCACGAAGUAACGAUAUGGGAUCGAAACUCGAAUUAAUUGGAUGCUUAGAUAAUGGAAAGGGCCUUUCGCUAUAUUUCCCAGGAUUAACAUCCACUAUAAGCGCAAAAGGAACUGAUUUUUACAAUGCAAAAGGAUGGUUUGAAGCAUCCGAUACAAAUGUUUGCUACAUAACAUAUGCAUACACCGUCCAAAGUUCAAAAGAAACUGCAUCCCCGAUAUUGGAGAUGGUGGGAACGCGUCGAGUAGAAUUCGUUGCCAGAGAAGCGCGAGACUUUGUAAUGAAGCUCAAAAGUGACUCUAGUCUAAAUGGUUCCGUUAAAACGUUGACACAAGUUACCGUGGUUGGACUUCAGUUGGGAGCGCACAUUGGAAGUCUAACUUGUAAAUACUUGGCCAGGAAAAAUAGUGAAAUGGUUGAUAAACUAAUAGGUCUAGACCCAUUCGAAACAUCUUCGUACCUUGAUAAAAGUAUUAUUUUUAGCCGAGCAUAUGCCAACUUUGCGCAAGCUAUUUUUACUACUAAACAUGAGACACCCCUUCGGAGAGAGGCCACUGGAUACCAAGACGUCUACAUAAAGAAUUCCUGUUCACCACACAUUAAGGAAGAAGACUUAAUUGUUGAUAUUCACACAGCCAUUAGUAGAAAACAUAUCAUUGCAUUUGCCGGAAAUGAAUUUGCUAUGGGAUCGAUUCAAGCGGUGAAUGGAGUUGGUUCAAUUAAUAUAAAUCAACAUGGGAAGCCUGCUGUUCCAGGUGAUUAUGAUGCUUCAUUUGGCGUUUAUGCUAGACUACGUCGAGAAAACUAUGGAAAGACUUUUACAUUGGCUGUGACAUGUAGUGUUUACGACACCUUGACACAAGCGCUGCAUACGCAUGCGUCGUUAGAGUACAAGGUCGAUCCAGUGAUAUUUUCAUGCAUUCAUAGCAGCAAUCAAGGCGCCUUUCUUCAAGCCAGAAGCGACGACUUAGGAUCGAAAUUAGAAUUGAUUUCAUGUUUGAAUAAUGGAAAAGAACUUUCACUGUAUUUUUCAUCAAUAACAUCGACUUUCAAAGCACAUGGUCCUGAUUUUGUAAAUGCAAAAGGAUGGUUUGAAGCAUCUAAUACAAAUAUUUGCUAUAUUUCAUAUGCAUACUCAGGCCAAAUUUCAAAAACUUCCAAGAGCCCCAAGAGUUCAAAAAGUUUAAAAAGUUCCAAGAGUUCUACAUCUUCUUUACAAAAGUCACCGUCUUUCCAAAAAAUAAAAACUGUAAUUUUGAAAAAGUCUACCUGGCUCUCUUCUUCUUCUACGGAAAAAAUGGCAGAAGAGCGUCGUAUUGAGUUUGUUGCCAGAGAAGCGGAAAUGUUUGUAACGAAGAUCAAAAAGGAGUGUUUGCAAAAUGGAGGUGUUGGUUCAUUCAAGUCUUUGAAACAGCUAACUGUAGUUGGGCUCAAUUUGGGAGGGCACAUUGGGAGUCUUACUUGUAAAUUCUUGCUCUAUAAAGUUAUUUCAGUUGACGAAAGAGUCAAAAUGUUAAUAGCUCUAGACCCAGUCACUACAUUUCACGAUGAAAAAUUUGUGUUUAGGAGUAGAUUUGCCAAGUAUACACAAAUUAUCUCCACUAUGAAGCCUCGAAAGCCGUUUACACUUCCGUAUUUUCAUCAUUCACCGGUACAUCAUUACGUCCACAUAAAGAAUGAGUGUACACCAAAAAUUAAAUCAGAAAAUUUGAUUGUUGAUAUUAACACAGCGGUCAGUAGAAAACAACUCGUCGCAAUUGCAACGCUUAACGGAACCGGUUCAAUGUAUAACCAAAUAGCUCAGUCAAGCUCGGCUGUUCCAAAAUCAAAUGAAGUUUUAGUUGGCGUAUACAGCGAAUUUCAUGAACGAGACUAUGAUAAAGUUUUUACUUUAUCUGUUCCAUGUGGAAAAUUGGCAACUUUACAACAAGCAUUAGGUCAGAGGUAAGGAAGCAUCAAUGAUAUUGCAAUUUUGUAUCAUGAGUAUAAACCAUCUUUUGUUUUAACUAUAUUGAAAAUAUCUAAUAUAGAAAUAUUUCAAUAAAUGCUUUGAAACAUGCACAGAACAUCAGUUUUAUAUUCCAAUGAUCCAUUUUAAAACUUAAAAUUCAGUUUCUGUAAAAUCGGUUCAGUUCAAUUUGAAAUAGAAAUAAAAUCAAAAAUGAAAUUAUA
This is a messenger RNA of Contarinia nasturtii (swede midge), 2442 nucleotides long. RefSeq lists its product as uncharacterized. The transcript is spliced from 11 exons. NCBI's taxonomy places the organism in Eukaryota, Metazoa, Arthropoda, Insecta, Diptera, Cecidomyiidae. The coding region runs from base 83 to 2218 and encodes 711 amino acids. The record is from RefSeq and is a predicted model, not a curated record.